AUGGAGAAUACAUUUCAAUUCAAUGCAUUCAAUGAUGUUGAUUUGGGUGAUGAUUCACUUACUGCCGACCCUACUUCUAGAUCUGGUGUGUCUACUAGUACUGAAUGCACACCAGAUGAACAUGUUAAUUUGCUUUCUCCUGUUGUUGUUGAAUCUGGGGAUGGGGCUGGAGAUGGGGAUGGGGAUGGGGCUGGGGCUAGGGCUGCGGGUGAAGGUGUGUCAGUUGCCUUCCAAAGGAAGGAAAGGCAAAAGACUUCCAAAGUCUGGAAUGACUUUUCUUCUAUUGAAAUAAAUGGUGUAAAAAAAUUCCAGUGUAAUUGGUGUAAGAGGUUGUUUUCUGUAGGGAAAUCUAGCACUACCUCCACCCUUAGUAGGCAUUUAACUGCUUGUGUGAAGUUUGUGGAGUUGAAUAGCCUUAAGAAGCAAAAGACUUUGUCAUUUGAACCUAGUGAUGGCAGUGAUGGUUUAGGGACCUUGACAAACUUUAGUUUCAAUGAGAAGAAAGUUAGAGAACUUGCUGCCCAUAUGGUACUUCUACAUGAAUAUCCCUUUAAUAUGAUGGAGCAUGAACUUUUUAACAAGUUCAUGAGGGCUUGCACAUCAUACUGGAAAAAAAUUAGUUGUGCCACUGUAAAAAGUGAUUGCAUUGCCACUUAUAACAUUGAAAAGCAAAAGUUGAAAACACUUCUAAGUGGGAUUGAUAGGGUAAACAUAACUACUGAUAUGUGGACCUCCUCCCAAAGGGUUUCAUAUAUGGUGGUUACUUGCCAUUUUGUGGAUUCUAAUUGGCUACUCCAAAAGAGGAUUUUAAAUUUUUGUAAUGUACCUCCUCCACAUUCGGGUGUUGUUAUUGCUGAAGCCUUAAGAAACAGUUUUAUUGAAUGGGGCAUUUUGGAUAAAGUACUUACAAUAACUGUUGAUAAUGCUAGUGCUAAUUCUGCUGCCAUUGACAUUUUGAGAGAUGAUUUUGAGUUGAGGGGUAGUUUGCCUAUUGGGGGGCUUAUGUUUCAUGUUAGGUGCUGUGCUCAUAUUACCAAUUUGUUGGUGCAAGCAGGGCUUUCAGAAAUAGGGGACAUAAUAGAUUCUGUUAGGCAGGGGAUUAAGUAUAUAGUGGCUUCUGAGAGGCGGUUGAAUGCAUUUAGUGAUAUAGCAAAGCGUUUGGACUUGGGUUCUAAUAAACUUGUUUUAGAUGUUCCUACUCGAUGGAAUAGCACCUACUUGAUGUUGAAGACUGCAAUUAGGUUCAAGGAAGUGUUUCCUAGAUACCAUAGAGUAGAGCAAGCUUUUCUGUGGGUGGUAAGUCCUGAACAGUGGGAUAAGGUUGAGAAUGUGAACCAAGUUUUAGCUGUUUUCAAUGAUGUGACCAAUGUUGUCUCUGGAAGUGACUACCCUACAUCCAAUCUGUUUUUACCUGAGGUGUGGAGAAUGAAAGAAAUUGUGGAUAUUAAGGCUGGGGAUAGGAAUGAAUAUAUGAGAUUAAUGUCAGCUAAGAUGAGUGAUAAAUUUGAUAAGUAUUGGGGUGAAUCUAAUAUGGUGAUGGCCUUAGCUGCUGUGUUGGAUCCUAGAUACAAAAUGAAGUUGAUUAGGUUCUGUUUUCCUAUCAUUUAUCCACUUGAUGUUGGUGGUGAUAACAUAAAGGCUGUGCUGAAUACUUUGAAAGAGUUGUUUGAGGUUUAUGUUGCUGCCCAUAAUGCAUCUAUCAUUCAACAACAAGUAGCUAUUGAAGUCAUUGCUACUACUACUACAAUUGCCUCUGUUACAGAGGAAGUUUCUGGUGGUAGAUCACGGUUUAGGCAACAUGUUAGAAGCAAUGACAUCAUCCGGCCCAUAAAAACUGAUUUGGAUGUUUAUCUUGAAGAAGAUGUAUUCAUUUUUGAUAGUGAGAAUGGUGAAGAUAGUGAUGCAAACUUUGAUGCUUUGGGAUGGUGGAAAUCCAAUACCUUAAAGUACCGCAUCUUAUCGAAGAUGUCACAGGAUGUAUUGGCCGUUCCAAUCAGUACAGUUGCUUCAGAAUCAUCUCUUAGUGUUGGUGGUAGAGUUAUUGAACCCCAUAGAGCAUCAUUAUCAAUUGAUAUUGUUUAG
Molecule: messenger RNA, 2082 nt
Organism: Corylus avellana
Lineage: Eukaryota; Viridiplantae; Streptophyta; Magnoliopsida; Fagales; Betulaceae
Product: zinc finger BED domain-containing protein RICESLEEPER 2-like
Molecular function (GO): DNA binding; protein dimerization activity
Source: RefSeq, a predicted model, not a curated record